Dentiscutata erythropus is the source of this 134-nucleotide messenger RNA. NCBI's taxonomy places the organism in Eukaryota, Fungi, Glomeromycota, Glomeromycetes, Diversisporales, Gigasporaceae. The record is from the annotation of a GenBank genome assembly.
AGGAGGCUGGUACUGCAAGGUACUACCUUGCUAAAAUUGCCAUAGUAGGAAAAAUGGCUUUAUGUUUACGCCACCAGUCUAAGGGGCAAGGUUCUUCUUCAAGUGGAACUCGCAAUAUUGGUCAAAUUCAGUAG